GUAGUAUCUGGGCACCCUGCCUAUGUAUAAGACAGUAAGCGAGUACCCUUCGCAUUCGUCGGACAAGCACUUGUCCUGAUAACAAGUAGGACACGGGUAUUCUGAAUCGCUAGGCACUGGAAAAACAUGGCGAUGCUUUCUUUGUGCCUGUUGCUGAGUCUGUGUUUCGGGACAGCUUUCAGCGUUUCCUGCUGCUCGAGCGUGUGUGAGUGUGAGUCCCACGUGAUAUCUUGUGAAUCCAAAUCUCUAGUCGACAUUCCGAUUUGUACACCCGCUGAAGUAAUCGGACUCACGGAAAUGCGACUUGCGAAGAACAUGAUACCAUCAAGCAUGACAUUUAGUCGAAUCCCUGACUCUAUCAAGAUCCUAGAUCUUUCCCGUAACAGAAUCGACACCCUAAAUAUUGAUAAAAUCAGAUAUAGCAUUGAAUCGUUGGACCUGAGCGGUAAUCAGUUGGUGACCGUUCCCACGUUGACCAAGCUACCCUCUCUACACAAUCUUGUCCUGACGUCAAACCCAAUCCCCUCCGAUGAUCAUGGAUAUCCCGAGGCCAUCUUCCGACAGCUUGGAACCAAUCUCACAUCACUUCACAUCGGACAUCCGCAGACUUUCCAGGCUUUCCCUCGCACGAUCAGCACCCAUCUUCCUAAACUUGCGACGCUUGAGAUCAACGGCGCUCAUCCUAGAUUCGGCAAUCUGCCGCCAACGGCAUUCACAGCUUUCGAGUUGGUUCUUCAACAUCUUUACAUUCGGAACACACACCUUUACGCGGUCCCUCUAACAUUAAGAAGACUUCGGAACUUGCGGGAACUUUACUUCGAGGGGAACCCCAUUCAGGACUAUGGGCUGCUACCGGAAGCGUUUAGUGGCCUCAACAGCCUGGAACUGCUGUCGUUGAAAAACGAUAGCCUGACAACAUUCCCUGCUAUUGUCGACAAUCUCAGCGAAAAUUUAAAAACACUUAUACUUGACAAUAAUAGACUACUAUUCAUACGCGAAAACGCUCUAAACAUGGUGAACAUGAGCAACAUUAAAAAUUUGUACCUCCGCGGAUGUCAGCUGGACAGAAUCCCCGGAGCUAUGGCCGAUGAUAGUGGAACCUACCUUCAGGAACUUAAAGUUCUUGAUUUGUCCGACAACAAUAUUCAAAGCAUCGACCGAAAUGACCUUCACGAUUUGAAACAACUUACAAAUAUCUCGUUUAGUGGGAAUCCGCUUGCUUAUGUUUCGACAUUAGCGUUCAAAAAUCUCCCAAAUUUGGCUUAUAUUGAUUUCAGCACUACAAGCCUCAAAGUAAUUCCCAUGGCGGUGACCAAUAUACAGAGAGCGGAACUUGAUAUUGACUUAACAAACACAGAUGUCGAAUGUGUUUGUGAGCUAGCCUGUUUCGAGAAGUAUUACCAGCAGUUUCGAGUUCACGUACAUGGCGAUUGCGAAACUGUCAGUGUCAAACUGACACGUUACCUCCAGGAAACUAUUCCGCGCUGCCCGAACUACGGUUCUACCACCUUCCCAAAUUGUACAAAUUCUCUUUAAACGCAAAACAAAGAGAGAGACUGACAUAUAGAGGAAGGGCUUUUAAAUUACCACAUAUGAUUAUACGAAUGAUGUUUCCAGAGGACAAGACUGAUUGCCAUAGCAUAAAUUUUGGUCGGCUGUAAUUCAAACUCUAUUGUGAUAUGAGUAGGAAUUCAGUGUAGUCUGCAUUAGCUUAUUUCAAAAUAGAAUUACCAUUUUGAAGGAAAACAUACACGUAUUCGCAUGUAUAAAUGAAUAAUCUGAAAAAUGAUAAAAUUUAAAUAUAUCUGUAUUGUACUUUAGUGGUUUUAAAGUAGCUUUAACAGUGCCUAAAUAAAUUGCUCAAUUCUUCAAUUGACACCCCGUGUUUGUUCUUGCGUUUACCAUGAGAUAUACAGUCGGAACACAAUUGUAAUCAGGGAUGCCAAAGGUAUUGAAAUAGGUUAGGAUAAGUUUAGCUUGAGAAUUAAGUUACAUUUUCGAGAAAUAACGCAAACAUUUCGCAUAAUAAUAUUGCGAAUCUUAUAUUAAUAACUAAAUCGUUAUAUAUCAUGUUUGAUGUAAAGGGUAUCCCAUUAACAACUCUCAGUACACUUUCGAAGAGAAGUGAAAUAA
Pecten maximus is the source of this 2133-nucleotide messenger RNA. Its product is annotated as leucine-rich repeat-containing G-protein coupled receptor 5-like. The coding region runs from base 127 to 1536 and encodes 469 amino acids. The record is from RefSeq and is a predicted model, not a curated record. Gene Ontology annotation, molecular function: protein binding. NCBI's taxonomy places the organism in Eukaryota, Metazoa, Mollusca, Bivalvia, Pectinida, Pectinidae. Gene Ontology annotation, cellular component: extracellular matrix. The transcript is spliced from 2 exons.